AUGACUGAAUACGUCAAAGUUGAGAAGAUCGUCCCCAAGUUCCCGCCGCCGGCCUUCAGCGACAUCGCCAAGGCCUCCAACGACGUCAAGCUCAAGGCGCCCAACGGUGUCAACUUUACCGCCAAGGGCACAUCUGCUCACGAUGGCCCCGUCACCUCUUCUCUCGAAGGAAAGAAGUCGCUCUCCAACGGCAUCAGCAUCACCCAGUCAUGGAACACUGCCAACUUGCUUGCUACCAAGGUUGAGCUCAACGACACCUUUGCUAGCGGCUUGAAGACCGAGGUUCUCUCCAACUUCAACCCCGCCGCGGGUAACAAGGGCCAGAAGGUCAACCUUCACUUCAAGCAGCCCGCUUUCCACGGCCGCGCCUUUGUUGACUACUCGGCCGCUGGUGCCAUUGGCACCAUCGCUGAUGCCGUCGUUAGCCACGAGGGUAUGGUCGUCGGUGGAGAAGUUGGUUACGAUGUGCAGAAGGCUGCCAUCACCAAGUACUCGGCCGCCGUUGGAUACACGACUCCUCUUUACAACGCCGCUGUCACUGCUACCAACUCCCUGAGCGUUUUCACUGCUUCGUACUACCAGCGCGUCAACCCCGCUGUCGAGGCUGGUGCUCGCGCCGUCUGGGACUCAAAGUCUGGCAACAAUGUCGGUCUUGAAAUCGCGGCCAAGUACAAGCUUGACCCUGCGUCUUUCGCUAAGGCCAAGAUCAACAACCUCGGCAUUGCUUCCCUCGCCUACAACACCAAGGUCAACAGCGGCUUGACCUUUGGUAUUGGCGGCUCUUUCGAUACCCAGAAGCUGAACGAGGCCGGCCACAAGCUCGGCACCAGCUUCACCUUUGAGGGUUAAGCGUCUUGGUUAAAAGACAUUUGUGGAUAGCAACGAGUGUAGGAGAGGUUUUAGAUUCCCUUGAUUCUCGCCUCGCGGAUUCAUAAAUCUAGAAGAAAAGAAGACGUAUAUUAUUGUUGCUCCGGCAUAUACAAGAAUUGUCUCCAUGCAGGCUUUGAAGACUAGAUGGUUUC
Molecule: messenger RNA, 1022 nt
Organism: Pyrenophora tritici-repentis Pt-1C-BFP
Lineage: Eukaryota; Fungi; Ascomycota; Dothideomycetes; Pleosporales; Pleosporaceae
Source: RefSeq, a predicted model, not a curated record